GUAUAUUAAAAAUUUAAAACAAUAUAGCCUCGAGAAUUACUUCAAAAUGACAGAUUUAAAUAAUUUCAAUUACAGGCCUUAACAUCGCAUUCUAAUUGAAGCUCAUUUUUGCACAGCACAGAUUUAACGGACAUGUCUAUUAGACUGAACGACGACGCGAUGCGCCAGUUUCGGGUGGCCAAGGUGUUCCAGGAGAGGGACCACCACACGCUUGCAAUGGAGUUCUCCUCAGACGGACUGCGCCUGCUGGUCUGCGACCACUCCGCCCUCUCGAUCUUCAGCAGCACUCGACAGGUGGAGCUGUGCAAGGUGCACAUGCACCACUACCUGCCCGACGUGGCCUGCUUUGUCCAGCAGGACACUCGCGUCCUGCACUCCACUUCAAAGCAUGACUACACCAUCCGAUGCCUGGACCUCAAUACCCGCCACUGCGUUCGAGUUUUCGGGGGCCAUGCGAAGACUAUAAAUAGGCUGGCCUCUCAGCCUGGAAGCGAGAAUGUGUUCAUCAGUGCCGGGCGGGAUGAUCAGGUUUACAUGUGGGACAUUCGGGCCGAAACUCACACACACCGCAUAAACAAUCUGCGGCGGCCACUGUGCGCCUUUGAUCCUGCCGGCCUGUUCCUGGCCACCAGUUCGGGUACGGAAGCCAUCCAGAUCCACGAUGUAAGGAUGCUGCGCGAGAAGCCGGCCCAGAAGUUCGUAUACCAGGUGAACGCCAAGGCCAAUUGGACGCAGUUACAGUUCGCUCCCAACGGGAAGAGCCUGCUGCUGAGCACGGACCACUCCUGGUGCUUCAGUGUCUCGCCCAUUGAUGGUACCUACCAACAGUCAUUUACGGGCUAUUCGAGUAAGGUAAGGCUGCCAUUGGAUGCCACUUACACGCCGGACUCGCAGUUCAUCCUUUCGGGAGCGCAUAAUGGCAGGAUUCACAUUUGGCGCGCUGCCGAUGGAUUUCCUGUGGCAGUCCUUAAGGGCAACAAUGUGGGUCCUGUUCGAUGCAUACGCUUCAAUCCGAGAGCCACCAUGUUCGUGAGCAGCGACUGGCUGCUCGCGUUCUGGAUGCCCAUGGCGAAUGGAGUUUACGAUUGGGUGAAACGCCUAAAGCCGGGCGAAACUAUCUCCUUUACGGACGAAAAUGUACAGAAGGAGGCUGUCAAGGCUCCCAGGAAGAUUCCUAUGCCCAAGCCCAAAAUUGACACGGAAUGGAAAAUAAAGGCACUGAACAGAAAGAGGGCUUGCACCGAAGAACCAAUAGUGGAUCUCACCAAUGCCUUGGUCAAUAAGGACUCCAUGGAAGAUGGCGAAAUAGCCGAAGACUAAAAUGUGUACCGAUCUCUUGGUAGAAUAAAAGCAAGGGUUGUUCAUCAGCUGGCUGCUGGCCAAAAGUUUGCAGACCAACUCGCAGCGGGGGAUCACCCAAACUUCCUGGCCAGUCCUUAUGCUUUUGAGACACAAAUUGUUGAGUUUUGCCAGCAAAUUGCACAGCUGGCUGCGUUCGACUCCGAAAAGGAGUUCGUGGUGUGGUGGGCAAACUUUUGGCCAAGUUUCGGCUGUGUGUAUGUGUUCUCCUGCAGCUUUCUGACAAGCGUUUCAUUUAGUUUCU
Drosophila simulans is the source of this 1603-nucleotide messenger RNA. RefSeq names its product WD repeat-containing protein 82. The transcript has 2 exons. Gene Ontology annotation, cellular component: Set1C/COMPASS complex. Lineage: Eukaryota; Metazoa; Arthropoda; Insecta; Diptera; Drosophilidae. The record is from RefSeq and is a predicted model, not a curated record. The coding region runs from base 133 to 1320 and encodes 395 amino acids. Gene Ontology annotation, molecular function: protein binding; chromatin binding.